Didymosphaeria variabile is the source of this 774-nucleotide messenger RNA. RefSeq lists its product as uncharacterized. The transcript has a single exon. The record is from RefSeq and is a predicted model, not a curated record. Lineage: Eukaryota; Fungi; Ascomycota; Dothideomycetes; Pleosporales; Didymosphaeriaceae. The coding region runs from base 1 to 774 and encodes 257 amino acids.
AUGCCGUUUCCCCGCCGCAUCGCCGGUUACCUUUCCGAGAAGCGCAUCCCCCAAUCGGCCAUCACCAUCGUCCACGUAACAGACCCUCAGAAAGGCGAUCACGUCGUCCCCUCUCAAGCCUCCAAAUUCCCGCCUCGUCCGAAAGGUUCCCUUCCAAUCCUCGCAAUCCCACCGAGUGAUGGCAAAGACUGGACGUACAUCAGACAGUCUAUGGCGAUUAUCUACUAUCUUGAAGAAGCGUGUUCGUCCGGAGGUCAACUAGCCCAUCUCAACGCAAGGGCGAUGAUUAAGGGUGACGAUGCACUAGAACGUGCACGCAUUGCAGAGAUUCUGACACUUGCGGAGGAACUUCUCGUCUCAUGGAACCCGGUGCGAUCCUUUGGUACAGGCGCAGGGACUCUGAAGUACCCAGAAGGCGCAAAAGAGAUGCUAAGAUGGGUCAUGCGCACCAUCGCCACCGUGGACAAGCUUCUUGUCGAUCGAGGCUUGGACUACUUGAGGAACGACACGAAAAGCGUCUCGAUUGCGGAUGUAGUACUGUUCCAUUUUUUGGAUUUCGUUGAGUAUUGCUACGGUGUUGAUCUAACGAAAGGAUCUGGGGCUGUGGUGAAGGAUGUGUACGGAAGAGAUUCGCAAGAGGAGUAUCCAAGGCUUGAGGAGUUUUACAGGAAUUUCAAGGUUAGGGAGAGUGCAAAGAGGCAUGCUGAUAGGGGAGAGCUUGCUGCGAGCGAUGUGUUGAAGGUUAUGCAAAGCUGGCACGAUGGAGUGCUCUAG